AUGGUUCCAAAACCCAGCUGGCAUACGCUGCUAGUACUCGCGUCCCUCGCAAUCACACCCAUCACGGCACACGGCACACAUCAUGUCGGCACUCAAAUCAGCGAACUUCUGUCUCGAAACGAUCUUGACAGUGAUGGCUGCGCCCACCCGAACCUCUGCGUAUGGGGCAACUGCACCGAUGUCACAAUCGGAAUCGACCCAAUGAACUGCGGACGAGCCGGAAACGCUUGCAGCUCUGGAGAGUUGUGUGUCGGAGGAGCUUGCUUGCCUCUCAAAUUCGAACCCACCCUUCCUUGUGGUGCUUCGGGAGACAACUGCCUCCCUGGACAAUGGUGCUAUAAGGGUGCAUGCACACCCAUCCAAGUCGUCACAAACCCCCGUCAUUGCGGCCUGUCUCCAGUGGAAUGCAACGCCGGCGAGCUCUGUGUCAACGUUGUGUGCAUCAAGAUCGACAUCGGAUCCGAUCCCUCCUCCUGUGGCAAGUCUCAGACAGCCUGUAACCCCGGAAACUGGUGCAUGGAUGGUAUCUGCACGCCAUUCGUCCUUGGAACGUCUGCUUCAACAUGCUCAUCCGACAAAAGCUGUUCUCUUGGAGCUCCGUGCCAUGAUGGCGUCUGUCAAUCUUACAAUACUGGCACCGAUCCUUGGAAUUGCGGUGCCGAUCGUCGCCAAUGCUCCGCCGGAGAGCUCUGUGUGUCUGGGAGCUGCAAGCCACUCAACAUCACGACCAACCCCAAAUCUGAAAAGUGUCAUCCAGGCAGCCUAGAAUACGACAGGCACUGUUUGCCUAUACACAUCAGCACCUUCCUGUCCGCGUGCGGGUACAAUAGCCAAGGAUGCAAAAAUGGAGAGGUGUGUGUAUCUGGAGUGUGUGUAAGCGGACUGGAACAUACUGAGGACAUUGCGAUUAUCGGCUGCAGCAAAGGCCCUGGAGAGCCUGACUCGCCUAGUCAUUACGUUCAGUCCGCUGGAUACAGCAACAGUGGAAGUACAAGUAUCGAAGGUACACACAGUGGCAGCGAGAGCGGCGGAAGCAAAGGAAAUGGACACAAAAGCAGUGCAGGCAAAAGCCAUGGAAGCGAAACUUCUGGAAGCAAACACAGUGAAAGCACCAACAGUGGAGGCUCAAUCAACAAUGGCCAUUCAUGGAACAGCCACGGAAAAGGGGACACUCUCCAUUCAUCCAGCAGUGGCAACGGUACUCGGCGACAAAGCUACGGUUGCCCAGCAGGACAAGUCUGUGGUGCCGGCCUUUCCUUCGACAUCUUUGGCGACUCUCAGAACUGCGCAGGUCCAGGAGACGUCUGCCCUGGGAACAACCUGUGCUGCAAUGACACUUGUCUCCCCGUCGACAUUAGCACGAACGCACACCUCUCGGACUGCAAGAACAAUAAAUGCAAGGCCGGAUGCAUUUGCAAAGUUGACCAGACAUGCCGCUCUGUUGUGAUUGAGUUGUUGUCCUCCGCUUGCGAACCAGUGUGUCGCACUGGUGAGAUAUGUGUCUCCGGCACUUGCAUCAACAUCGCUGGUGAUGCUACAGGCUGUGGUAUAUCUGGAUACGCCUGUCCUGCAAACCAUUUUUGCAUUCUAGGGACGUGUAUCCCAGUCGACACCGGUAGCGACCCUAAAAACUGCGGUACUGGGGGACUUACUUGUCCUGCUGGCACGCUUUGCUUCGCCGGAGCCUGCAUCCCCAUUGAGGAGAAUGCGGAGGAGAAGCCUGCCGUCUGCGAUCCAGUCUGCGCCAAAGACCAAAUCUGUGUUAAGGGAUCAUGUCUUGCCAUUCAAGAUCCGGCUUCAUGCAAGGUUCCCAGUGGCGGCUUGUCCAGUCGACAGGACGUCAGUGGAUGCCUCGUCGGUACAAUCUGUGUCGGCGAUCAAUGUGUCAUCGUCGAACCUGCCCUGAACUGCGGAGAUCCCGGGAACGAUUGCCCUGCCGGUAGUGUCUGCAUCAUGCGAGCCUGCGUGCCGACGGAGGAUCCCUCAGGUUGCGGAGUAGGAGGCGCCGUCUGUGAGGUGGAUGAACUCUGCAUAGGCGGUUUCUGCACUCCUAUUCAGACCGCCGGUGAUUGCUAUAAUGUCACCUGCGAAGACGGGGAAGUUUGUGACGACGGCAUUUGCGUUCCGGAGACCAAGCUUGGGUGCACCAAAGAUUCCGAUUGCGUUGGCGAAGAGGUUUGCCAGGACAGUUUCUGCGUGGUUGAGGCCACGUUCCAGCGCCAAGAAUAUGCGGACUGCGAGGAAGGAGAGCUCUGCCAGGACAAUUUCUGCGUCUUAUCCACGGCAUUUGAAUGCACGAGGGACUCGGAGUGCGUUGAUGGAGAGGUUUGCCAGCAGGGUGUCUGCGUGCCAGAUUCUCCGUCCGAGUGUAUAAAGGACUCUGACUGCCUCGACGGGGAGGUGUGCGAAAAGAGUGUCUGCGCCUUGGAUGCCACGGUCGAAUGCGCAAAGGACUCGGACUGUCUUGACAACACGAUCUGCCGGGAGAGUAUCUGCGUGGUGGCUCCCACGUUGUUCGAGUGCACAAAAGACUCGGACUGCCUCGGCGAAGAGAUGUGCCAGAAGAAUGUGUGCGUGGUAGCUCCGGAGUCAUCUGAGUGCACCAAAGAUUCAGACUGCAUUAGGGGACAGUUGUGUGAGAAAGGCUUCUGCGUGGUAGCUCCCACAUCUCUCGAAUGCGAGAAAGAUUCAGACUGCCUCGACGGAGAGGUGUGCGAGGAGAGUGUCUGCGUAGUAGCCCCCACGUCAUCUGAGUGCACCAAAGACUCAGAUUGCACUGAUGGAGAGGUGUGCGAGAAAGGGUUCCGUGUUCUCGUUCCCACGUCGCUCCCAUGCACACAAGAUGCUGACUGUCUUGACGGGGAGACAUGUCAAGACAGCGUCUGUGUGAUAAAUGUUGAAUGCGGAAAGGAUUCAGACUGCACUGAUGGUGAGGUGUGUGAGAAAGGCUUUUGCGCUCUCGCUCCCAGUGUCAAGUGCACAACCGACUCCGAAUGUGAUACGGGAGAAGUUUGCGAUAAAGGUCUCUGCGUGCUCGCUCCAGUACCAAAUGCACAGCUGACUCUCAGUGUGCUACGGGAGAGGUCUGCGAGAAAGGAUCCUGCGUACCAGCUCCACGUAUCCCAUGCACAUCAGAUCCCGACUGCCCCAGCGGCGAACAGUGUGUGGAUGGAGUGUGCUCUCCAGAGGCUUGCGGGUGCGCUUCUGAUUCCGACUGCGCUUGUGUCAUUGACCUGGAUUGCAUCGGUGUUGAGCGCUGUCAGGGGAGAGUAUGCACUUGCGUCGCGGAAACCUGCAUCGCCUCAGAGGAAAUCGGUUGCACCAGCGACGACGACUGCGACUCUGGCAGCACUUGUACUGAUGAGAUCUGCGUGCCGAUUACGGGAUGUUCCAACGACGACGAUUGCCCGGAUUCUAGUACUUGCAAUCAAUCGACAGGCCAAUGCGAACCUGGGACACCCGAGACGCCUGACUGUACGGCGGAUGCCCAAUGCCAGCAAGAGCUUGUUUGCAAGUCUGGUAAAUGCGUUCCGGAAUGUAUCAGCGAUUCCGAUUGCUCUGGCGGUCUUUCUUGUGUCGACAACAGAUGCAGCGAUCCUGUUCCAGAUUGUUGUGAAACGGAUAGCGAAUGUGCCGCUGGCUUUUUCUGUCGAGUGCACCAGCGAUACCGAUUGCUCUGAUGGUCUUUCUUGCAUCGACAGUAGAUGCAGCGCCCCGGAUCCGCAAAUUUGCUCAACCGACAGCGACUGUGAUGCUGGCUAUACCUGUGUUAACAGCGCAUAUGCAGCACCCCGGAUCCGCAAAGUUGCUCGACCGAUAGCGACUGUGAUACUGGCUUUACCUGUGUCGACAGCAGAUGCAUCGCCACUGAUUCGGGAAGCUGUUCAACCGAUAGUGAUUGUGAUACUGGCCUCAACUGUGUCGACGGUACGUGUAUCGUCCCCGAUUCAGAAGAUUGUUCGACCGAUAGCGACUGUAACGCCGGCUUCAACUGUGUCGACAACACAUGCAUCAUCCCUGAUCCAGGCACUUGUUCCGCCGACAGUGACUGUCAACCUGGAUCUACUUGCGUCGGCAACACAUGCAUUCUUUCCAAUUCACCUUGCUCAAUUGACACCGACUGUCAGGCUGGAUUUAAUUGUAUCAGCGACGUAUGCCUUGCGUCUAGUUCGGGGUGUUCAGCUGACAGCGACUGCGAUUCUGGCUCUAUUUGCGAGAACAGCUCAUGUGUUCCGGAGCCGCAGUCCUGUUCCCUCGACUCCGACUGCGGUCCAAGUACUUUCUGUCAGAACGGCGUCUGUACCCCUGAUCCAAACAGUUGCUCAGCUGACAGCGACUGUCAAGUUGGAUCUACUUGCGUCGGCAACACAUGCAUUGUUUCUGAUCCACCUUGUUCAGCUGACAGCGACUGCGGUACAGGUGAUGUCUGUCAAAACGGCGUUUGUACCACACCCGAUCCGAACAGUUGUUCAAUUGACUUCAACUGCGGCGUUGGAGCCUUCUGUCUUCGGGUCCAUUGCUACGUCACCGGUGUUGAAGCGUGUAGCGCGGACAACGACUGCGUGUCUGGUUCUAUUUGCACCAGCAACACAUGCUUCGAUCCAGUAA
Ilyonectria robusta is the source of this 4608-nucleotide messenger RNA. RefSeq lists its product as uncharacterized. The transcript is spliced from 3 exons. The record is from RefSeq and is a predicted model, not a curated record. Lineage: Eukaryota; Fungi; Ascomycota; Sordariomycetes; Hypocreales; Nectriaceae. The coding region runs from base 1 to 4608 and encodes 1535 amino acids.